AUGUUCUUAUCAAAGUUGUUGCUGCUCAACGACACGUCAGUCUAGGGGAACUUUUAGCUUUGAGUACUAGCGGGGUGAUUUGAGAUUUGCGAAUAAUGUGCUAUAGAAUAUUAGUAUUACUAUGUUUAAAUAUUUACCUCACAAAUGGAGAAACGCAACCGAACGGUGGAUGUGGCUUUGGUUAUGAAGUGUUGCUUGCAAAGUUAGAAUCGAUCGAAGAAAGGUUGAUUGCUUUGGAGACAAAAUGGGAGAAUACAUCUCCACGGAUGGUGGAAACAGAAAUGCUGCGUACAAUUGAACAAGAGAAUGAAGCCGGCUUAAUGCUGCCUGUGAAGCAGGCAGGGACGGAACCUUCUCCCAUCACAACUACCGAAAGUGCGGUGAAGAUCGUGGUAAAACCCGACAUCCCAUCACCUAAGCACCCGCUAGGUAUAGAACCAUCUGCCGAACAGCUUGGUUUGGGUGAGGAUAACAUAUACAGCUCAUGCCGCGAGGUCCCAUCGCGGGUCAGUGGCAAAUUUCUUAUCAGAAUUUCGGAGGACGCUCCACCGAUCAAUCUGCUCUGUGACAUGCAAUCCAUUGACGCUGGAUGGAUCGUGGUGCAGAAUCGUUUCAACGGGUCCGAAUCGUUCUAUCGCAAAUGGGCAGAUUACGAGGCCGGGUUCGGCAGCUUGGACGGCGAGUUUUGGCUGGGCUUGCAGCGCAUAAGCGCGCUGGUGCACAAUGGGAGACGAUGGGAGAUCAUGUUCUGGUUGAAGAACUUUCAGGGGCUGAUCCUGUAUGCAAAGUAUCAAAAAUUUACGUUCGGCAAUGCGACGGAUGGAUAUGUGCUGAAGCAAGCGGCCGGCUACACGGGCAAUGCGGGAGACUCGUUAGGCAGGCAUGUGGGCAUGAAGUUUACUACGUACGAUCGGGAUAACGAUCCGGUUCCGUACAACUGUGCGAAAAAGCAUCGUGGUGGUUGGUGGUAUCAUCACCAGUGUGUCACUAGCAAUCUUAACGGCAUGUACGGAAACAUGCUGAACGAACAGGCAAACAGUUGGGCAACGAUGAAACCUUACGGGUACGGUUUGCAGGCGUCUAAAAUCAUGAUACGGGAGUUGUUAAAUUAGGGUUUGUUAAAACUUUCUCACGGGUUCGUAAUGUCCAAAUGAAUAAACGAUUAAAUGAAUGAAUAUCAGGAUUUACAAUCAA
Molecule: messenger RNA, 1194 nt
Organism: Anopheles stephensi (Asian malaria mosquito)
Lineage: Eukaryota; Metazoa; Arthropoda; Insecta; Diptera; Culicidae
Product: microfibril-associated glycoprotein 4-like
Exons: 3
Coding region: 96-1112 (338 amino acids)
Source: RefSeq, a predicted model, not a curated record